Aspergillus wentii DTO 134E9 is the source of this 1734-nucleotide messenger RNA. RefSeq lists its product as uncharacterized. NCBI's taxonomy places the organism in Eukaryota, Fungi, Ascomycota, Eurotiomycetes, Eurotiales, Aspergillaceae. Bases 18 to 1565 code for a protein of 515 amino acids. The record is from RefSeq and is a predicted model, not a curated record. The transcript is spliced from 3 exons.
CUCGGAUACAGUUCAAUAUGUCUCGUGUCAACAACGAGGCACCAGCAGUACCCAGCCACGAUGGAUUAGAUCCACGUUCCAUAGUGAACUUCUUCAAUCAGCUCAGGGCGAUUUCUUCCGAGGCGGGGCUCCGCUCAAUCACGACAGUCCAUGGAGAGAAUGCCAAGUUAUAUGACCAGCUCAAGGGCAAGGAUGAGGAGAUUUCCAAGCUGAAAAAGGAGAUGAGGACACAGGAUGAGAGGAAGUGGACAGCCAUGGAGGAGAUGUUCUCGGCCAAUGAGAGAGAAAAGGAUCUACACAAGGCAACGCAGAAGCAGUUGCAAGCACUGGAAAAAACCCAGGCAGAUAAGGACAAGGUGAUCUAUGAGAGGAAUGGAAAGAUCAAGGCUCUCGAGAAGGAAUUACAGCAGCUGCAAUCGGAUUAUGCGAAAGAGUCAUCCGACCUCAAGAAAGCAAACACAGAAAUCAACACAUUGCAUCAGACGAUCAAAGAGAGAGAUACGACAGUGGAGAAGAUGAAAACGGCUGGCUCCGAUCUGAAGGAAAAGCUUUCUGCUGCGAAGAAAAGGGCCAAGGAGCUGGAAGAAGGAACGGCGUCGGCCCAGCAGGCGCUGGAAAAGGUCCAGGCGCGUUUGACCCGAGUCGAAGGGUUUGCGGGCGAGCUCAUCGAGCAUGACGAAGAAACCCUGAUCGAUGGCUUCGUCGGGCUAUGGGACUUUGCGAAAGAUGAAUUAUCUUCCCAUUUCAGUGUAGAUCUUCCCCAGGACUCAUUACAGCAAACCAAUGCGUCAUGGAACAGACUCAGGAAAUGCGAUCUCGCCCUAGAGCAUCACAUCCCUCUGCCCUGCUCCAACACACAAGCGGCAAAACGCAUGCGUCUGGCAAUGGUUCUGGCCCUCCUGGCCCGAGAGAUCGAUAGAAAUAUUUUCCAGCCGACGGAGAUGGUCUCUGGAAACUCGCAGAUCCGGAAAUGCCUGGUCGAUCUUGCUACGGUAGACGGGGAAAAAGAAUCCUUCUAUCGGGCCAUCUCCCAUUCCAUUGACCCACCAGCUCAGAUGGGGAUGAGAGAGGCAAAUGUGUCGAAUGCUGUCAACUCGGUGGCCGCAUACAUGGAUGGGCUGUUUACAGACGAACUGCGAACCAAAUUCCGUCAGAGCCUGGAGAAGAUUGUGCGACAGGCCGUACAGGUUUGGCAACCGAUUCAACGGGGCCGGCGCAAGUACGAGUCGGAUUUCGAACGACCGUUGACGGAGGAAGACGAAUGGUACCCACUGGUGUUUUCUGGAACAGGCCCCAAGGACCCGAAAAAGGGAAGACUCGAUAAAAAGGCACUUAUCGUGUUUCCCCGAAUCUGGAUGGUCGAAAACGGCGUGAUGGCUACAUUUACGGUGGUCACUCAGCUGGAAAAAAGCCAGCCGGACUUCCAAUCUGCAGCAGUCGAGAUGGAACAGAUGGAGGAGCGCCUGCGCUCGGGCACUGGACGAGUCGUCUCGAGAAACCGGAGAGCGAACAGCCAUAUGACAACCAAUCAAUCCAAUGGGGGACGCUCGAAAGAAAGAAAAUGAAGCCGACUGUUCCGCUGUGGGCGCUUGAAGACUAGAUGAUCUUGAAGGCUCGAGGCGGACAUUUUGAUUACUCGCGUGCAAUGAAUUAUACAUAGACUGACUCCAUAGAAAAUUCCUUACUAGCUAGGCAGGUUAAUCUAGAAUGAUGAUCAUGAACUCUUCAAGACUG